Messenger RNA from Tripterygium wilfordii, 1384 nucleotides. Its product is annotated as esterase-like. Gene Ontology annotation, molecular function: hydrolase activity, acting on ester bonds. Lineage: Eukaryota; Viridiplantae; Streptophyta; Magnoliopsida; Celastrales; Celastraceae. The transcript is spliced from 5 exons. The coding region runs from base 97 to 1263 and encodes 388 amino acids. The record is from RefSeq and is a predicted model, not a curated record.
UCUUCACGUAUAAAAUGAUGCCUCGGCAAGGCAAUUCGGCGCAUUCUCAAUCUCAAAACCUACAUUUUCAGUUACAAGUUUCGGGAUAGGUCGACGAUGGAUUUUCCUUGCAUGAACAUCUUCCUCUGUGUAUUAUUCCUUUGUAUAGCUUGCAUCUUGAAUCCCACCUUCUCUUUGGAAAGUUGCGUCUUCCCAGCCAUAUUUAACUUUGGUGACUCCAAUUCCGACACCGGUGGUCUAUCUGCAACUUCCCUAAUCACUCUCCCUCCUCCCUAUGGAGAGACAUUUUUUCACAAGCCUGCGGGGAGGGGAUCCGAUGGUCGCCACAUCAUCGAUUUCAUCGCACAAAGUUUUGGCCUGCCAUUUCUGCAUGGAUAUCUUGAUUCUUUGGGGGCUAACUUCUCCCAUGGUGCAAAUUUUGCCACGGGAGGAGCCUCCAUCAAUGGAGGACUACUGAAGGUGGGAGGAUUCAGCUUCUAUCUCAAUAUACAGUACGAAGAAUUCAAACAAUUCAAAUUCAGAUCGGAAAGGAUCAGAGAAAAAGGUGGAAUAUUUGCGACUCUAAUGCCGAAAGAGGAAUAUUUUUCAAAUGCCUUGUAUACAUUUGACAUCGGUCAAAAUGAUCUUAUUGGGCCAUUUCUGUUCAACUUUUCUGUACACGAAGUUAACGCUUCUGUUAUUAAUAUCAUCAAUGACUUUAUUACUAAUGUGAAGAAUACAUACAAGUUAGGCGGUAGAUCGUUUUGGAUUCAUAACACAGGACCAUUAGGUUGCUUUGCUAGCAGUUUGGCGAUCUUUCCCUUAGGUGAGAGGGACGAUGCUGGUUGCGUAAAACCUUACAACCAAGUGGCUCAGUAUUUUAACUACUUGUUGAGAGAAGCUGUAUUGCAACUAAGGCACGAUUUUCCACAGGCUGCAUUCACAUAUGUUGAUGUCUACUCUGUCAAGUACUCUCUCUUUGAACAAUCAGAAAGAUACGGCUUUGAGCAUCCACUUGUAGUAUGUUGUGGCUACGGAGGCAAGUACAAUUUUACUAUUGGAGCUUUCUGUGGAGACACUAUAACAGUUAAUGGCACCCAAAUAUUUGUUGGUUCGUGUGAGCGUCCUGAUGUUCAAGUAGAUUGGGAUGGCGCACACUAUACAGAUGCAGCUAACAAGUUUGUUUUUGAUCAAAUCUCAACUGGAGCUUUCUCUGACCCUCCCAUUCCCUUGAGAAUGGCAUGCCACAGAAACACAAGCUUCUUCAACGACCAUAUGCACUAAAUUGCCGAUAUGAGAAUAUUUUUAUAGUAUAAAUCGCGCAUGCAUGUACUUAACAUGACAUUCUAUGAAUAAAAUUGUAUCAAACAUUAUGCAGGGUGUGGUAAAUAAUCACGCGUCCUUA